This is a messenger RNA of Electrophorus electricus (electric eel), 2398 nucleotides long. It is a transcript of the gene pip5kl1, whose product is annotated as phosphatidylinositol-4-phosphate 5-kinase-like 1. The record is from RefSeq and is a predicted model, not a curated record. Gene Ontology annotation, cellular component: plasma membrane. Gene Ontology annotation, molecular function: 1-phosphatidylinositol-4-phosphate 5-kinase activity. Gene Ontology annotation, biological process: phosphatidylinositol phosphate biosynthetic process. Lineage: Eukaryota; Metazoa; Chordata; Actinopteri; Gymnotiformes; Gymnotidae.
UCAUUUGAGGACAGAAUGCGCUGAUCCAUCGACCUGUACAGUGGUCAAACGAGGACAUUAAUUACUGAUUACAUUAUGAGUCAAACAGAGCGCGAUGCGGCUGCGCAUGCUGAACCGCCCCAGAUGGAGAUGUUGGGGUUGGGCGGGAGCAGGGGGCCCCGCACCUAUAGGAGGAGGGUUUGGAGAGGCCUGCGGCAGCAGUGGAAGCUUCUAGGUGUGUUCGAGAUUGACCAGAAGCACGAGUUCUACGCCCUCACCUACAUGAUGAAGGAGGGCCUGUCCGCUGCGGUGCAGAACACAAUCGACAACCCAAUACCUAAUGAACUCUCCGAUGACGAUUACAAACUUGAAGUCACCCAAAUCCAUAAGGAUUUCAGGAUGGAGACGUUUGCGGGGCCCGUGUUUGCCAGCCUGCGCCGCUCGCUCGGGAUGGGGGAGAGAGAGUAUCAGCGUUCCCUCUCGGCAGAGGGCUACUACCUGCAGUUCAUCAGCAAUUCAAAGAGCAAGGCAGACUUCUUCCUAACGAAUGACAAGCGGUUCUUCUUGAAGACCCAGAACAGAAGGGAGAUUCGCUUCCUCCUGUCCAACCUGAAGAACUACAUGGCCCAUCUGGAGAAGUACCCCCACUCUCUCCUGGUGAAGUUUUUAGGUGUACACAGAAUCAAGAUUCCCAACCAGAGGAAGAAAUACUUUAUAGUGAUGCAGAGUGUCUUCUAUCCUGAUGAGAGAAUCGUUGCCAGGUAUGACAUUAAGGGCUGUGAAGUGAGCCGGUGGACCAACCCGGCACCUGAGGGCAGCCAGGUCAUCGUCGUCCUCAAGGACCUCAACUUUGAGGGACAGUAUAUCACCUUAGGCCAGCAGCGGCCGUGGCUGCUCUCUCAGGUGCGGAUCGACACGGCCUUCCUGCGAGCGCUCAAUGUGUUGGACUAUAGCCUUCUUCUGGCCCAUCAGCCUCUGCACCAGGACGAGCAACACAACAGUCUCUCUUUCGCUACCCUCAUCAUGCGCACCAAAAAGUCUGUGAAUGCCAGUCCCGCCCCUGGCGUCCCAGGGGCGGUGCCUGAGGAAGACCCCACCCACCUGGCCAAAGAAGCACACAAUGGGACCCUGCGGCAGCAGGUCGUGGAGGUCACUGGCGGUGGUGGUGUGGAAUCUGUAGACAGGGGCGAGCCGCUGGAAUCUUCUGAGCUCCGAGAGUUCCAGGCCCAGAACCGGCGACUGCUGCCCAACUUCAAGAACCCGCUCCACGUGAUCGACGGGCCCGAGCAGCGCUACUUUGUCGGCAUCAUCGACAUCUUUACGGUGUAUGGUCUGAAGAAGAGGCUGGAACACCUGUGGAAGAGGCUGUGGCAUCGAGGGCAGACCUUCUCCACCGUCAGCCCUCCGCUCUACUGUCAGAGGCUAUGCCAGUGGGUGGAAGACCACACCAAAUAGUCCGGGAUCAACCAUGACGGGAAGGGCAGCCGACUUGCAGCAGAUGCAUGCAACGAAUGCGUACAGGCAUCUGCACAUCAACAAUGACAGUACAUCCAGAUACUAUACUGGCAUGGCAAUGUUUCACCAUUUAAGAUGCCCAGAUGAGGCAGAUGAGAUUUAGCAGUUCCUUUCAUUACUAUGGAAUGAGAGCACUUUUUCGGUAACCUUUAGCACUUAGCCAGAAUCCUAACGCAAGAGCAUGUUCCUGUCCUAGCACUGGGCUUCCCAACUCAGUCGUUGGGUGUGACCAGAUGGUCCACAGUUAUGCUCCUAUUCUAGAUAUUCAUGGUUUCUUGAUUGCUUUGUUCAAAAUGUCUGGAGACAGCAGAAAUAUGGACCUGCCUUAUGUACUGGGAGAAACAGCCUUCUAGUGCACCACCUACAAGUGCUUCAUAACAACAGGAGUGUAGUCACUGAGAAAAAUGUGGUAUGGUACUUGUUCUGCAUGGUACUUGUUCUAUGACAACACUCUGUUGUAUCACUUUGGCUCAUGCACAGGAGACUAUGUUAGUAGCAUUUAAGAAAAUAUAGCAAACAAUUCAAUGCAAAGUCAUAAUUUAAUAUCUUAAAGCACAACAGAGGGUGUGGCUGAACAUCCUCUAGGAAUCCUUUCUUAACUUACUGACUUUACAUAUUUCUGCUAACAUUAUAGCCAAAAGUACCGGCGGAAAAAUGCUCUCAAAAAGCCUGAAUUUGGUAAAAUGAAUCACAGGCACGUAUCUAGGAGUUUUAUCACAGCUACGUAACUCCAGAGACCACUUCAGCCUCAGCAUCUGUUGUCUAGAGCCAUAAGUGAGCAUUUUCUACGUUGCAGAAAAAGCACAAAUAAAUGUGGUACGCAGCAAAAUAAAAUAGUAUCUUAACCUUACUGUUUCAUGGUAUUAUGUCAUUCUGCAAAAAUGGUUUGACUUGUGCUUCAAAG